Molecule: messenger RNA, 562 nt
Organism: Myripristis murdjan (pinecone soldierfish)
Lineage: Eukaryota; Metazoa; Chordata; Actinopteri; Holocentriformes; Holocentridae
Product: myelin-oligodendrocyte glycoprotein-like
Exons: 4
Coding region: 2-562 (186 amino acids)
Biological process (GO): regulation of cytokine production; T cell receptor signaling pathway
Cellular component (GO): external side of plasma membrane
Molecular function (GO): signaling receptor binding
Source: RefSeq, a predicted model, not a curated record
GAUGCUUCACCCGAAGGACGGACGGUCCCUUCGCCUCCGGCUCAGUGUCUUGAGUGUCUCGGCUCUCCAUCUCACUGUUGUCUUUCUUCUUCUGACACACUCUUGUGCAGCUCAGUCUCAGCUGAUUGGUCCACCUCAGCCAAUAGUGGUAGUAGUUGGAGAUGAUGUCAUUUUGCCGAGCCACCUGGAUCCUCCCAUGGAUGUUGCUGCCAAGACAGUGGAGUGGGCGAGAUCUGAUACCGCAGAGCGCAGAUUUGUCCACGUGUGGCGCGGUGGACGGGACUUUGUCCUCAACCAACACCCAUCCUACGAGGGAAGAACAUCUCUGUUCACAGACAAACUGAGGAACGGAGACGUUUCACUGAAACUGUCUGAGGUGAAACUCUCUGAUGAGGGAAAAUACAGAUGCUUCAUUCCCUCAUUACAUAGAGAAUCUUUUGUCGAGCUUGUCAUUGGUGCUGCCUCCUCUCCUGUCAUCCACACGAGCAAAAGCAGCAGUGGAGUGAGACGAAGAUGCACCAUGAGGAGGAAGGAGAAGAAGAAGAGAAGACCAGAUUUUUAA